AUGGAUAAAAAAGUUAAGUUGCUGCUUUUUAUAAAAAUUUUUACAUUUAUACUUUUAACAUGGAUAUGCUAUUUUGACAGUGAGCUCUGUACGUAUAACAAAUCUAUCGAUAAAAAUUAUAAACAUUGUAAAAAAUUUUAUACAAAAAGUUAUCGAACACUGGCAAAAUGUAAACAGAAUAAUAAUUCGAAUAACGUAUGCUUAAAAGAAAUGCUUGAGAAUAAUGGAGUAAAUAAUCAAAGAGAUAUAUCUAAUAAUGUAAAAUGCAGAGAAGGAAAAAACAAACCAUCGAACAGAAGUUUAUUAAAUAAGGCGCAAUACUAUGUGAAAAUUAUAGAUUAUAAUAAUGGAAUGUUUGAUGGAAAACAUUUCCAUUUCGAAAAAAAAUGGAUAAAAAAAAGAGAUUAUGACGAAUUUGUUGAGAAAAAAAGGAAAAUUAGUGAUAUAGCCUUAAAAAAAAUAAAACUUAGAAGUUACGGUUUUGGAGUUACUAUAAUUUUUAUUUUUUUAUUUUUGGGAAUAGGAUUAGCCGUACUACCAAAAUUACCAUUUCUGCAAGUUAUAUGGAAGACGAUCGAAAAAGCAUCAUAUUUUCAAUCUUUUAAAGCGGCUAUUGAGUCUGUGGAAAGAUAUGUAAACAAUAAUCUUUAUAUAUUAUUAUAUAUCGUACUUAUGGUUAUAUUAUCAGUCGCAGUUAUAAUAGUGAUUCAUAAGAUCUUAAGAAAUAAUGAGAAAUAUACAAAAAUGUGGUUGAUUAAUGAGUAA
Messenger RNA from Plasmodium malariae, 765 nucleotides. RefSeq names its product fam-m protein. The record is from RefSeq and is a predicted model, not a curated record. The transcript is spliced from 2 exons. Lineage: Eukaryota; Apicomplexa; Aconoidasida; Haemosporida; Plasmodiidae. Bases 1 to 765 code for a protein of 254 amino acids.